Molecule: messenger RNA, 2308 nt
Organism: Dromaius novaehollandiae (emu)
Lineage: Eukaryota; Metazoa; Chordata; Aves; Casuariiformes; Dromaiidae
Gene: SOX21
Product: SRY-box transcription factor 21
Exons: 1
Coding region: 16-858 (280 amino acids)
Biological process (GO): cell differentiation; negative regulation of transcription by RNA polymerase II; anatomical structure morphogenesis
Molecular function (GO): DNA-binding transcription factor activity, RNA polymerase II-specific; RNA polymerase II cis-regulatory region sequence-specific DNA binding
Source: RefSeq, a predicted model, not a curated record
GGGCCGGGGCGCACCAUGUCCAAGCCGGUGGACCACGUCAAGAGGCCCAUGAACGCCUUCAUGGUGUGGUCGCGGGCGCAGCGGCGGAAGAUGGCCCAGGAGAACCCCAAGAUGCACAACUCGGAGAUCAGCAAGCGCCUGGGCGCCGAGUGGAAGCUGCUCACCGAGGCCGAGAAGCGGCCCUUCAUCGACGAGGCCAAGCGGCUGCGCGCCAUGCACAUGAAGGAGCACCCCGACUACAAGUACCGGCCGCGCAGGAAGCCCAAGACGCUGCUCAAGAAGGACAAGUUCGCCUUCCCCGUGCCCUACGGGCUGGGCGCCGUCGGCGACCACGAGCACCCGCACGGGCUCAAGGCCGGCGCGCUGCACGGCGCCGCGCCCGGCGCGCUGGUGCCCGACUCGCUCCUGGGCAACCCCGAGAAAGUGGCGGCCGCCGCCGCCGCCGCCGCCGCCCGCGUCUUCUUCCCGCAGUCGGCGGCCGCCGCCGCCGCCGCCGCCGCCGCCGCCGGCAGCCCCUACUCCCUGCUGGACCUGGGCUCCAAAAUGGCCGAGAUCUCCUCCUCGUCCUCCUCCGGCGCCGCGCUGCCCUACGCUUCCUCGCUGGGCUACCCGGGCGCCGGCGGGGCGGGCGCUUUCCACGGGGCCGCCGCCGCCGCCGCCGCCGCCGCCGCCGCCGCCGCCGGGGGGGGCCACACGCACUCGCACCCCUCGCCCGGCAACCCGGGCUACAUGAUCCCCUGCAACUGCAGCGCCUGGCCCAGCCCGGGGCUCCAGCCGCCGCUGGCCUACAUCCUGCUGCCGGGCAUGGGCAAGCCCCAGCUGGACCCUUACCCCGCCGCCUACGCCGCGGCGCUAUGACCCGCGCCCGCCGCUGCCGCUGCCCGCGCAGGGCCCGCGGGCCGGCGGCCCCGCGCCCCGCCGCCGCCCGCGGCCGUGCGCGUAGGUAGACGCGUGUGUGGGUAUAGGGCGAGCCCGCGCAGGGCCCCGCGGUGCUGGGGGCGCGCAGGGCCCCGUGGUGCUGGGGGCGCGCGGGACCCGCGGGGGUUGGGGGCGCGCGGGGCCCGCGGUGCUGGGGGCGCUGGGUCCGGCGCGCCGGGGACCUGUUGCGCCUUGCCCGCCGCGGGGGACGGCGCCGGCCCACGCGUCCCGUGUAGAGUUUGUGUGUGUUGCAUGCAGUCUUUGCAGAUAGCCGAGCUAAGAAAAAAGACAAAAAAAAAGACAAAAAAACCCCAAACCCACCCUCUUCCCCCCUCCCCCCCGCCCCCGAAAGUGCUUAUUCUUGACAGACACGGGAAGAGCCUUCCUUCCAUUGGUUUCUCCUCCUUGCAUUACUCCUUCUUGUCGCUCCGCUCCCCUCGGCUCGGUCGGUGCUGUCUUGAACUCGAAAAAGUCCCAUUGCUGCACCAGCGCCGCCGAAAAGAGAGAGAGAGAGACGGAAAAAAAAGCGGGGGAAAGGAUCGAUUAUCGGCAGAACAGGGCAUAGGUGCAAACCUGCCAUCCGCAAAUGAAAGGGCCACUGUUUUCUCGGUCUACGGCUCGUCGUAGGCGAGUGGGAGCGGGGACGGCGAAGAGAGCGAGCAGGCAACGUGAAAUGCUGCCCGCUCGAGCGCUGCCCCUCCUCGCCGCGUCGCGGCGGCUCCCUGCGCCCCUCUCCCGCGCGGCGCGCACGGGCGGCGGGUCGGGGGGGUCCCACGAGAGGAGAAACCCGUGGCUCUCGUCCCGUCCCCGUCCCCGCCGGUAACUGAGUCUCAACCUAAGACUGUAAAUUUGUACAUCUCUGUGGAAACGCUAGGUCUCCGAUUGAAAACUCUGUGAAUUACUUUGCCCACGGUCGAGUCAGUUUUAACCUGAAAAAAGAAAUGGAAUGCCUUUCAAAGGGAAUAAAAAUAUUGCGGGACCGUCCGAGGAUCGCAAUAUUAUCUAAGGUUAAAUCAGACUUUUUUGUCUGAGUGAUAAUUAUCUAUUUAUUAUUUAGCUGAACUGAAACAGAGCUUUGCUUUGACAGAAGAGUAUUCUCAUUUAAAAGAAAAUCCGUCUCCCCAGCCAACAUGAAGUGUUUUAAAUGUGUUUUGGAGUACCCUACCUGUUUAGCUUAUUUUAGAGCGACUGCAAUUCAAUUGCAAAUGAUGAUUUUAAAAAUACAAAUUUUAGAGAAAAAUCCUUCAUCAGUUUAGAGUUCUUUUUGGUUUACUUUUGUAAUGUGUAUAUUUUGACUAAUGUUUGUGAAUGAAGCUGGCUAACAUGUAUUUAGUUUCAUUUUGGCUUUAUGUAAUAUAAAGUAAAAAAAAAGAUUAAGUAUUGGUUUUAA